AACACAACAGACUGAAUGAAUGAACGCGACACCGGAAAUGAACUCAAACGCACGGAGACAUAAAAGAAGAAGAAGAGAGAAACAACGUCUUACCUGGUCGGCGGUGUCUCUGAGAGGUGUCCCGGUCUGUGCUGUCACUCCGCACUGUAGGACCUUUCACCCACUUAUUCCCCCGGACCGGUCCGACUGCGACACCGCUGCACUCUGCCCAUUUCUGUGUCGUGCACAUAGGUUGACUCCCAGCGAUGAUGAAAUGUACCAGCGUACCUCGGUGUCCAUCAUGCAGAAGGGCAGCUGGCCAUUUAUCAACAGCUACAGUUCCUCAGGAUUCAACAUCAACGACAACAAGGUGUUUGGGCCCUGUGUUGUGCUGCCUCCUGCUAUCCUCCAGUGGAAAGUUGGCAGUUAUAAAGACAUCACAGAAGAAAGUGUCUCACUUUUCCACAUGCUUGAACCAAGAAUAGAGAUUAUUGUGCUGGGCACGGGUGCACGUAUUGAAAGAAUUGACCCCUCAGUCCUGGCUCUGCUCAAACGUAAAGGCAUCGCUGUGGAGGUGCUAGACACGCCAAAUGCAUGUGCAACAUUCAACAUCCUGUGCAGUGAGGGAAGGAUUGCGGCUGCUGGUCUGAUUCCUCCGGCCAUCAGCACGGCACUAGAGAUGAGACUGGAAUAAGUGGUGCCAUGUCCACGGAAACUAGGACUGAUUCCUGCAGAUGGAGGUUAAAGGUUUCUGAAUAAUCCCAGGCCUGUGAGAUGGUUGUUCAUCUUCACAAAGCUGAAUAAUCACUAUAUUUGGUCAACAUACAUUUUUUGGGAGACAAAGAUGUUGAAAGAAUCUGUCGUCACCUGGUGAUCUGAGCAGUGAGAAGGCUCAGAGACACUGGAAACAGUGUUCUUGUGUAGAAAUACUGUGUUAUGUGUAUGUCAUAUAUAUAAAAAAACUUUACAUGCAACAAA
Messenger RNA from Pseudoliparis swirei, 957 nucleotides. RefSeq names its product NADH:ubiquinone oxidoreductase complex assembly factor (gene ndufaf3). Gene Ontology annotation, biological process: mitochondrial respiratory chain complex I assembly. The record is from RefSeq and is a predicted model, not a curated record. The transcript has 5 exons. Bases 20 to 673 code for a protein of 217 amino acids. Gene Ontology annotation, cellular component: mitochondrial inner membrane. Lineage: Eukaryota; Metazoa; Chordata; Actinopteri; Perciformes; Liparidae.